AUGCGUGGCUUUUUACACUUCAUAUUCUUAGGAUGCACAGUUGCCUUGUCCCCGUAUAAAUAUGGGCAAGAUAUUAUGAAUAUCGAGGCUUCUGCUUCCUUACUUGACCAACUAUACGGUGAAUUGGUUGAUUCCAAAGAAAGUAGAGAACACAAGUUUAACUGUAUUAAUGAGGGAAAAGUGUCAACUACCAAAAAUAAUGCAGGAAAAUCUGAUUUUGUCGAAGAUGUGAAUUACAAUGAGAGAUUUGCGUUUGGCACUUUUCAGACAAUGAAUGAUUUGAUUCGUAUUUCUGAAACGCAGCAGAGGACAUCCAGAAUGAAUGCACAUGAAAAAUAUCUCACUCACAGAUCCAGUAUAAAAUUCCCUGAAAAUGACGACACCUCCGACCUCUUUACUGGUGGGAUAUUUGGUGGACUAUUAACGUUUGGAGGUUUCAAAACGAUGCAAUGCUUCAAUUCGAACAUGUUUGACCACCCUAUUGACAUAGCUAUCGUUGGAGCGCCCUUUGAUACUGGGACAUCCUACCGGCCAGGAGCUAGGUUCGGCCCAGAGGCCAUAAGACUGGGUGCUAGAAGACUUCAUGAGGGAGUGACACCAGUCAGAGGAAAUGGUCCAAAUUCUAAAUUGAGGAAAGUGAAUCCAUACGACUCAAAGUCACACAAUUUUACUAUUAUUGACUGUGGGGACGUCCCAAUGACUCCAUUUGAUAAUCGAUUUGCACUUAAUCAACUAUACCGAGCCGAGAGAGCCAUCCACAAGCAUUCUACAUCAGGCAAAGUGGAUAUUCCUCUGCCAAAAAUUAUUACAAUUGGAGGAGACCAUACGAUAACUUUGAUGGCCUUGCGCCUGGCUUACGAAAAGUAUGGAAGAAUUGCAGUUCUUCACUUUGAUAGUCAUAUCGACACCUGGAACCCGAAAAUUCUUGGCGGCGGAUACUCUGACUACAUGUCUUUGAAUCACGGGACGUUUCUCCAUUAUGCCGCCGAAAAUGGAUACUUGGAGCCAGGAAAGUGCUUUCAUUUGGGUCUUAGAGCUCCGUACAUCCUGGCUACUUAUGACCAGAAGCAUGACAGGGAAUGUGGCUUCAACACGAUAACGGCUAGAGAUCUAGAUGAUAUGGGCAAGGAAAAAAUAGUCACUCAAAUUAAAGAGACCGUUGGGGAGACACCAGUGUACGUGUCGGUCGAUAUAGAUGUUCUUGACCCCUCUACUGCUCCUGGAACAGGCACCAUGGAGAUCGGCGGUUGGACUGGUAGAGAGCUUCUCACAAUAUUAGAUGCUCUAGAAGGACUAAAUAUCAUAGGUGGCGACGUGGUAGAAGUUUCUCCACCAUAUGACACCAAUAGUGAGGUGACGAGCUUGGCUGCGACUGCUAUCAUCGAUUCAUUACUAGGAUUAUUGAUAGUUCAAUCUAUUUAG
Molecule: messenger RNA, 1422 nt
Organism: Australozyma saopauloensis
Lineage: Eukaryota; Fungi; Ascomycota; Pichiomycetes; Serinales; Metschnikowiaceae
Gene: AFP99
Product: Afp99p
Exons: 1
Coding region: 1-1422 (473 amino acids)
Molecular function (GO): metal ion binding; agmatinase activity
Source: RefSeq, a predicted model, not a curated record